AUGGCUCCCAACGCUCGCCUGUGGAAGAGAGAGGCCGAGGUGGACUCGGAUGCGGCAAAGCUUGCGGAUGUAGCCAGUACGCUAGCUACAAAAAUAUUCGGCCACAAGCAAAAGCACCAUACGACCACUACGGAGUCUGAACUUGAGCUGGAAGAGAAUGAAGAUUUCAGCACAGCAUCGCCCACCAAGGGGGAGGCGGAAAAGUUGGGCGAUAAGGCGGCGGAGAUGACGGAGGCGCUAGCGCACGAGAUGGGCAUACCGACCUGGGGGCUCGUGUCGAUCAUCAUCGUCGUGGUACUGAUCAUACUGGGCGUAUGCGGUUUCUGCAUCCGGCGCUGCUUCCGAAAGAGACGAUCCAAAGAUGGCAAGAAGGGCAUGAAAGGCGUUGAUUUGAAAUCGGUACAAUUAUUAGGUUCAGCAUACAAAGAAAAGGUACAACCCGAUAUGGAGGAGCUGACGGAAAAUGCCGAGGAAGGUGAUGAGGGCGAAAGCAAACAGAGUGAGCAAAAGCUAGGCAAACUCCAGUACAAGUUGGAAUAUGAUUUCAAUUCGAACGCUCUGACCGUCACCGUGAUACAGGCGGAGGAACUCCCUGCCCUAGACAUGGGCGGCACAUCCGAUCCGUACGUUAAAGUGUACCUACUGCCGGACAAGAAGAAAAAGUUCGAAACGAAAGUGCACCGUAAAACGUUGAAUCCGGUGUUUAACGAAUCGUUCACCUUCAAGAGUCUCCCAUAUGCAGAAGCGAUGAACAAGACGCUGGUAUUCGCUAUAUUCGAUUUUGAUCGUUUCUCCAAGCACGACCAAAUCGGGGAGGUAAAGGUACCACUUUGCCAGAUCGAUUUGGCCCAAACGAUCGAGGAAUGGAGAGAGUUACAGAGCGUGGAGGGUGAAGGAGGGCAGGAAAAUAAGUUGGGAGACAUUUGCUUCUCAUUGCGCUAUGUACCCACUGCAGGUAAAUUAACUGUCGUUAUCUUGGAAGCGAAAAAUCUCAAAAAGAUGGAUGUUGGCGGUUUAUCAGAUCCAUACGUCAAGAUAGCCCUGAUGCAGAAUGGAAAGCGUUUGAAAAAGAAAAAGACUAGUAUCAAAAAAUGUACACUAAAUCCCUACUACAAUGAGUCGUUCUCAUUUGAAGUUCCUUUCGAACAAAUACAAAAAGUUAAUCUUGUCGUCACGGUAGUGGAUUACGAUCGCAUCGGAACCUCGGAACCAAUCGGAAAGGUGGUGCUAGGCUACAACGCUAGCGGCACCGAGCUUCGCCACUGGUCGGACAUGUUGGCAUCGCCUAGGCGCCCGAUCGCGCAAUGGCACACGCUGAAAGAUCCGGACGAUGAUAAGAAGGAUUAAGCGGCCACAACGAG
This is a messenger RNA of Anopheles marshallii, 1361 nucleotides long. Its product is annotated as synaptotagmin 1. Gene Ontology annotation, cellular component: synaptic vesicle membrane; axon; dense core granule. Gene Ontology annotation, molecular function: calcium ion binding; phosphatidylserine binding; clathrin binding. Gene Ontology annotation, biological process: regulation of dopamine secretion; synaptic vesicle endocytosis; regulation of calcium ion-dependent exocytosis. NCBI's taxonomy places the organism in Eukaryota, Metazoa, Arthropoda, Insecta, Diptera, Culicidae. The transcript is spliced from 8 exons. The record is from RefSeq and is a predicted model, not a curated record. Bases 1 to 1347 code for a protein of 448 amino acids.